UUUGACUUUCUCACUUUGUGUUUCAACAGUAACACACACAAGUCGGUGCAGUACCUUCGUCUCCCCUGUUUCACUCCUCCUUAAUACACAAACACACGAUUUUAUCCCAUUAGAUCCACUUACUGUGUCUACCACCCAAUUCAGAUCUUUAAGGUAAUUCACUUUCAAGUUAUUUACCUCAUCAUUAUAUCUAUAUCUGUGUCUAUAUCUGUAUCUAUAUAGCAUUAGGGAUUUAAGGGUUUUUUAUGAUAUUGUAAAAUAUGAAAGAACCCAAUUCAACAAUAACAGAUCCAAUAGGACAAAAUUUGAUAAAACUAAUAAGUAAUGUUUGUUUUUCUGUUUUUGUUUUUACCGUCCUUGUAAUUACUGUAAUUGCCAUAACUUACCAACCCCCUGAUCCAUGGGAAUCAUCUAGAGCCUUGACCCGGGUUUUUACUGAUGUUGAAAAUGCUACUUUUCAAAUCGAUACCUCGGUUUUCAAAACCGGGGAAGACGUUGGGAUGGUUGUGAUGAGUCCAGCUGAAGCCCCUAGUGCGGCUGAUGUCGAGAGAACUGAGUCGGAUAAUGACGGGGUUAUUGUGAAGACGGAAGGGGAAGGUGGGAAUGUGAGUUUGAGUUCAGGUAGUUGUGAUGAUUCUAGACCGGUGAAUUGUUCGGAUCGUGGGGUUUUGAUGGCGAUCAAGAAGUUUAACUUGAAGCAUUUUAAGUCGAUUGUGUUUUUGGAGUAUCAAGUGCCGGUGAAUGGGGUGAAUCCGAAUGAGUGUGAUGUGUCGUGGAGGUUUAGGAAUAGGAAAGAGAAGUCGUGGAGGAGGUAUAGAGAUUUUAGACGGUUUAAGAUUGGAUAUACGGAUAAUUGUGGUUAUAAGAUAGUGAAUGCAAAGGGAUGGCAUUCGGGUGUCAAUGCACGUCGUCCUAGGAAUAGGUUUAAUGGUACGAGAAGUGGUGAACGUGUUAGGUUUUCUCCGUCUUACCGUGAUGACGAGAUUAAUGAUACGAUCCCUGUAUUGGGUUCAGAUCAGGCUUUUAGAAACGGGAAGUAUUUGUAUUAUUCACGAGGAGGGGAUUAUUGUAAGAAUAUGAAUCAUUACAUUUGGAGCUUCUUGUGUGCUCUUGGAGAAGCCCAGUAUUUGAAUCGAACGUUUGUGAUGGAUUUGAGUGUUUGUUUGGCGUCAACUUAUACAUCAAGCAAAAAAGAUGAAGAAGGAAAGGACUUCAGAUUUUAUUUCGAUUUUGAGCAUUUGAAGGAGAAUGCUUCUAUAGUUGAAGAAGCAGAGUUCCUUAAAGAUUGGAAAAGAUGGGAGAAAAACCAUAAAAGGAAAAUUCCAGUGAGAAAAGUUCCAACGUAUAAGGUCACACCGAUGCAGCUAAAGAAAGAUAGAAGCACCAUAAUCUGGAGACAGUUUGAUACCCCCGAGCCAGAGAAUUAUUGGUACAGAGUUUGUGAAAGUAGAGCUGCAAACUACAUUCAGAGGCCUUGGCAUUUACUUUGGAAGUCAAAGAGACUAAUGAACAUAGUUUCUGAAAUCAGUGGACAAAUGGAUUGGGAUUUUGAUGCUGUUCAUGUUGUUCGAGGAGAAAAAGCACAAACUAAAGAGAUGUGGCCCCAUCUCGAUGAAGAUACAUCUCCCGACAACUUGGUUGCAAAGCUUCAAGGUAUUAUACCACAAUGGAGGAACCUGUAUGUAGCUACCAACGAACCAUUUUAUAAUUACUUUGACAGACUUAGAUCUCAUUACAAGGUUCAUUUGCUUGAUGAUUAUAAGGAGUUAUGGGGAAAUACAAGUGAAUGGUACAAUGAAACGACUGUUUUAAAUGGCAAACCGGUUGAGUUUGAUGGAUAUAUGCGAGUUGCAGUGGAUACGGAGGUGCUUUACAGGGCUAAGACACAAGUGGAGACAUUCUACAACUUGACUAGUGACUGCAAGGAUGGUAUAAAUACGUGUUGACCAGGAGGUUAUAACGAAACUGCAUUCAGUAUGAAGAAGAAAGAUGAAAGAACUUGGAAAAGCUAAAAGCAUCUUGUAAAUUUGUUUUGUUUGUUUGGUAUUUUUUAUUUCUUUGCUAAAUUUUGUAUACGGAGUAUUUUGGAUAUGGGCAGUUUCGUGUUGAUCUUUAGAUCUAUAAUAUGUUUUGACAUUUUUCCAUGUAAGAAUUGGUUAGGGGCUAGUAGACUUGAAGUUACUAAAUUAUCUUCAAUACUUGUAAACUCACAUUAUUUGAUAUAUGUUACUUAGAUUUUUAGUCA
Erigeron canadensis is the source of this 2245-nucleotide messenger RNA. RefSeq lists its product as uncharacterized. The record is from RefSeq and is a predicted model, not a curated record. Gene Ontology annotation, cellular component: Golgi apparatus. The coding region runs from base 261 to 1946 and encodes 561 amino acids. The transcript has 2 exons. NCBI's taxonomy places the organism in Eukaryota, Viridiplantae, Streptophyta, Magnoliopsida, Asterales, Asteraceae.